Messenger RNA from Monascus purpureus, 619 nucleotides. Lineage: Eukaryota; Fungi; Ascomycota; Eurotiomycetes; Eurotiales; Aspergillaceae. The record is from the annotation of a GenBank genome assembly.
AUGCCGGCGUCGACGACAUCCUCCGACACCAAGGAAUCAAAUACACGUGAAUCUUCUAGCACAGAUCCAACAACGGAAUCCGGACAGGGCAGUUCUGUUCCGGAUAGUUUGGACCAUAUUCAAUGGGACUUACCUCCAGCAACUCAUCCCAAUGGCCCCGAGCCUUGGAUGCAAUCAGACCCAUUGACUCAAACGGAUCGAUCAGAGGAUGACAUGCAAUUUCCUUACGAUCCUCAGGAGGAUUAUUUCCCGCCAGAAUGUGGCGGACACAGCAGCAUCGAGGACCGUGUACAUGGCACUGAGCUCAACGGCCAUGGACUGGUGUAUCUUGGAGACUUGACAGAAGAGAGGUUACGUGAACACGAUGAUACAGAAGGUUUCACUCCGAUGCUUAGUUACUCUCUCAGCAACAUGGUGACUGAGGGACAAGAGUAAGAAGAGGAACCGGAUGAAAGGCUCGAAUUGCUCGAAGACUGUUCGAGAGACCUCUGACUUGGAUAAGAGCGGAGAGGGACAAUAUCUACUAUUAAAUGAUGCUUUGAGGAGUUGUAUUGUGUUUCAGUUGCAUCGGGAGAAGCGGUGUAUCUACAAGUGUAUAAUAGUAAUAGCAUGAACUAGA